This is a messenger RNA of Orbicella faveolata, 1247 nucleotides long. RefSeq lists its product as uncharacterized. The record is from RefSeq and is a predicted model, not a curated record. NCBI's taxonomy places the organism in Eukaryota, Metazoa, Cnidaria, Anthozoa, Scleractinia, Merulinidae.
GGAACGAGGAAUUGUUUUUGUUCAGGAACAGAGGCCAGGCAGGCCGACCAGUUUGAUAGAUUUCCUGGACAGCAUUAUUUUCUGAAAUACCUCGAAUGAAUGUUGGGAAUAAUUUUCUGUUUCCUGCGGAAACAAGUCAUGAUGUUGAAGCGUGAAAGGAUGAAAGGAAUUUCAUACUCAAUUAGAAGAAGUGUUAAAACUGGUUCCAAAAAGCAGCCUACUCUUAUUCCAGUUCAUGGCAUUGUGUUUGAUCUGGAUGGCACCCUUACUUUACCAGUGCUGGACUUUGCUAAGCUCCGGAGUGAUCUUCAGUGCCCUAAAGGUGUUGAUAUCUUACAGUUCUGCAAUUCAAAAUCCGGAAGCGAAAAGGAAAUGGCUCUCCAACUGGUGGAGGAAUUUGAAGAGGAAGGAAGAAAGAAUACAAAGCUGCAACCUGGUGUAUUUGAACUGCUUAAAUUUUUGUCACAAUGUGGACUGAAAAGAGCUCUUAUAACAAGGAAUUUACAGGCAUCUGUUGAUCAGUUUUUGGACUUGUUGGGACAUCCUGAUAAUUAUGGUGGUCCACUGACUCAUUUCCUCACUCGUGACUUCACUCCACCCAAACCUGACCCAGCUCCUCUUCUACACAUUUGCAAGGAAUGGGGAGUGCAUCCAAGGAGUGUUGUUAUGGUUGGAGAUCACCUUAAUGACAUACAGUGCGGCAAAGAUGCAGGAUCAGUGACAGUGUUGCUAAAUGAUUCAAAGAAUGGUGACUUCAAGAAGUAUGCUGACUUCAAUGUGGACUCUUUAAAUGAGAUUGUCAAUCUGAUUACUUCCCAAGAGAGGUUUUAUGUUGACAGAGAAGAUUCUAAUACAGGCACAUAGAUGAUCAGUUGUAAUUACUUUAGCAUACCCAGUAGCUGAAUUUUGUCCAUCUGAUUUGUUAAGAAGACACUCAGAGCAUUUGUUCAGAUUUUCUCGCUGACACCCUUAACAUCUGCCACCACGUCUCAAAUAUUUUGAUCAGGGGGACAGUAUGUUCCAGAGGGACUACCAUAAAAAAUGACAGGGAUGCUCAUCGGAAAUUUUGAAAAGAACGCCUAAGAGGAUUCUCUUCCAUGGGCAUGGCUUGAAAUUUUUCCACCCCUAAGAGAUGCCAAUUCUAAAACAACACAUUAUCUUGUGUCAUAUUUUUUCAGCUUAAUACCCUAAAAGGUACCACGAAAGCUCCCGAUGUGGACUUUUUGAGACUGAACACUCUAAGAGGU